Porites evermanni is the source of this 256-nucleotide messenger RNA. The record is from the annotation of a GenBank genome assembly. NCBI's taxonomy places the organism in Eukaryota, Metazoa, Cnidaria, Anthozoa, Scleractinia, Poritidae.
AUGAUAUUUUGUUUUCUUAUCCGUGGUGCUUUUCUUAUCAUCUUCGGUUCUUGUAUCAUGAUAUUCGGUGCUCUGGUUGCUAUAAUCGGUGCCAGUGACCUUACACUCGGCUCUUUAUCCAAGGUACUCGGUAUUUUCCACAUUAUACCCGGUGUGCACGCCAUUAUACUCACUGCUAACCGCUUCAUACUCGGUGCGUUUGCAAUUAUAUUCGGUGCUUAGAUCAAUUUUAGUGGUGCAGCUUUCUUUAUAUUCG